AUGAUGUCCAUCGGAUACAAAACUCUUGCUAUAGUAGGAACAUUCCUCAGUGCUCAAGUGAUACAUGCCCAUAGUCACCACCAUGGUGGCGGGGAGCAAACGACGUUAAGCCACAAGGAAGACUUGGACCGAAAAUGGGCACCAGAACUAUCUGCCUUUGCGAGCAUGUCCACCUUCGGGGGUCUCAAACAUGUUCCGUGUCUCACCACCCCAGAUGAACUCUACGACAUUGCCAUAAUCGGAGCCCCAUUCGACACAGCGACAUCAUAUAGGCCAGGGGCGCGGUUUGGGCCACGAGCCAUUCGUGAAGCAAGUGCCCGUCAAGUAACCCAGCGUUCCUACAACGUACGGGCCGGAAUCAAUCCAUAUAUGGACUGGGCCAAGGUUAUAGAUUGUGGAAAUAUCCCCAUCACCCAGAUGGAUAAUAAGAUUGCGGAAAAGCAAAUGCUUGAAGCCUUUACAGAGCUAGGCACGAGGAAGACUGCGUAUCAGCAGAGACAGGAUGACGGUACUACCGAAAAGACCAAAAGACAACCAAGGAUAUCUGACGGGAAACCUAAGCUUGUCACUCUGGGAGGAGAUCAUAGCAUCAUCCUGCCGGUAUUGAGGGCCCUGAAUCAGAUAUAUAAAAAACCCAUCACUGUUCUCCAUUUCGACGCCCACCAGGAUACCUGGGAAUCUUCACGUUACGAUGGCUACUGGAAACCAGAGGAAGCCGGUCUAAACCACGGAACUUGGCUCUACCACGCCACUCAAGAGGGGUUGAUUUCAAACACAACCUCUGCCCAUGCGGGAUUACGUUCAUACCUUGGCGGGGCUGAUGAUAGGGAUUACUACACUGGGGUAGAGAAAGGGUUUAUGCGCAUCCAUGCUGAUGAUAUCGACGACAUCGGUACCCAGGGGAUAAUCGAUAAGAUCUACUCCCGUAUUGGUCUCGACCCUGAUCAACCUGUUUAUCUAAGUUUGGAUAUCGACGUUCUCGACCCCAGCAUUGCGCCAGGCACAGGCACUCCCGAGUCAGGUGGCUGGACAUCUAGGGAGCUAGCCAGGAUCUUACGGGGGCUUGAGAAACUGAAUAUCGUUGGUGCCGAUGUGGUCGAGGUCUCCCCUAGCUAUGAUGACCGCGGUGGAGGCACUGCCCUGGCGGCUGCACAUGUGGUCAAUGAACUGAUAGCUAGUAUGGUGAAACUUGGGGUUGAAGAUCCAGACAAGGUUGGUGGUUGGUUCGGCAGGAAGGAGGGAGGGAGGUCUAUCAAAGAUGGUGUGAUGGAUCAAUUUCAGGGAGUUUUUGGUCCAGCCGGGCUAGACAGGCUUCUCUAA
Messenger RNA from Arthroderma uncinatum, 1320 nucleotides. Its product is annotated as agmatine ureohydrolase. The record is from RefSeq and is a predicted model, not a curated record. Bases 1 to 1320 code for a protein of 439 amino acids. Gene Ontology annotation, molecular function: agmatinase activity; metal ion binding. NCBI's taxonomy places the organism in Eukaryota, Fungi, Ascomycota, Eurotiomycetes, Onygenales, Arthrodermataceae. The transcript is spliced from 2 exons.